AUGUUACCAUCCAGGUGUGAUGGUGCUAAUGUUGGAUGUUGGAGGGAGGGGUGGCAGUGUGAGCAUCGUAUUAGUCAAGAUGAUAUUAAUAAAGAUAUUGUAUUAUGUUCAAUAUGUCAUCAUCUGUUAUGGAAACCUGUUACAUGCAAGACAUGUAAGAACUCAUUUUGUUAUCAAUGCAUUCAUCAACGACUGAAUGAUCUACAAACAAAUAAUUGCCCAUUUGGCUGUGAAUACGAAGAACAACAAUGUUCAUCUGUUAUACUGACAUUAUUAUCCAAAUUACAAAUAGAAUGUUCCUACAAAUCUUACGGGUGUUCUGCGAUUGUUUCGUAUGACUUACUAGAAGAUCACGAACAAAAUUGUGAUUAUCAACAAUAUCACAAACAGUAUUAUGAUGUUCAGCAACAUUUAGAAGAAUAUGAAGAAGUCGUUUUAAGAUGUCUAGAAUGCCGUACACUUUAUCAACGUGACGAUAUGAAACAACAACAACAUACAAAAAUUCAAUGUUUGAGACAGCAAAUGCUUUCAAUGCAGAGCAUAAUGGAACAAUCAACUAAACUACGACAAGCCACAUUCAGUUCAAUUCUUCAAAAACAACAACAACAAUUAAAUGCAAUAGAUGAAAACUUAAACGUACAACGCGACUUAUUUGAACAAAAGCUAAAUUCCAUUGUUGAUAAGCAUCAACAACAGUUCAACUCAGUAGAUGAAAAUUUAAAAUUGCAACACGACUUAUUUGAACAAAAGUUAAAGUCCGUCGUGGACAAGCACCGACAACAGUUCAACUCAGUAGAUGAAAACUUAAAAUUGCAGCACGACUUAUUUGAACAAAAUCUAAAUUCCAUCGUGGACAAGCACCAGCAACAGUUCAACUCAGUAAAUGAAACCUUAAAUCUGCAGCACGACUUAUUUGAACAAAAUCUAAACUCCGUCGUGGACAAGCACCAGCAACAGUUCAACUCAGUAGAUGAGAACUUAAAAAUGCAACACGACUUAUUUGAACAAAAGCUAAAUGCUGUCGUUGAUAAACAGCAACAGCAAUCACAAUUAGCGGCUAAUAAAACAGAUCAAAAAUUAAAUACCAUAGUAUAUGAACAACAGCAAAAAUUAAAUGCCGUCGCCGACAAGCAACAGCGUCAACUUCAAGAGAAAACAGAUAAAACAGAUCAGAAAAUAAAUACAAUGAUUUUCAAACAACAACAACAAGUAAAAUCAAUACAUGAAACAAUAGAUCAGAAAAUGAAAUUGCAACAGGAUUCAACUGAACAAAAACUAAGUGCUAAUUAUGUUAAACAACAGCAACAAAUUCAAGAGAUAGAAUCAAAAGUAGAUGAAACUAUUAGUGGUAGCGUAAAAAAUUUGAAACAACAAAUGGCAGAUGUCAUUAAACGAAAAUUGAUCACAUUUAAUGAUGUUGCAAAUGCAACAACAACCUAUGGAAGAAUACCAAAUGGUUAUCAUGGUUUAAAUUGGGAUAAUUUUUGGUAUUUACACGAAUCAUAUGCAAAUAAAAAUAGUGGAUAUCCAAAUGCAUUUCGACAUGGGCAUUACAUUGCAUUUAAUGAAGGUGGACGACCAAUGUCAAUGUCUUCUCUACCGCACGCAACAUUUAAUAUUUUUACAUUUGAAGCAAAUGCAGCAUUCUACGAUAGUUUACAGUUAACAAUCACAGGUUUUCGUAAUCAAAAAGAAAUUUAUACAAAAACUGUUACAUUAGAAUAUACAAAAUCACAAGUUUAUGAAUUAAAUUGGUGGAAUAUUGAUAAAUUACAAUUUAAAUCAUUUGGUGGUAAAUUACAUCGUGGAUGCUGUGAUUUUAAAGAUUUUAUUUUAAGUUGCUUAAAUUUAGGAUAA
Didymodactylos carnosus is the source of this 1857-nucleotide messenger RNA. Lineage: Eukaryota; Metazoa; Rotifera; Eurotatoria; Philodinida; Philodinidae. The record is from the annotation of a GenBank genome assembly.